ACAUGUAAGAACUUGAGAUUAAAAAAACCUACAAAUAAAAUAAAUAAAAUUCAAAUUAAGGUUUAAGUUCCGGUCAUCUCCCACGGCUCAACUACCGAUAAAAAGAAGCGUCACGGCGAAGUAAGAAAAGUUACGGUGGCGAUUCUGUGAAAAAUGAAAUCAAUAAUCGACAAAGAACCCCCUCCAGAUUUGUUCCCUUCCAAGCACGAAUUUCCCAGACUCGUCGCUGUGCUUGCCGUCGCAUCGCUAGUUGCUUGGACCUCCAAUCUCAUUUACACCUCCCUCCUCUAUCCAUCUACGAAACCCUUCUGCGACACCAACGUCAAUUCUCUUGAUUACUUUCCCGAUAGUUGUGAACCUUGUCCAAGUAAUGGAGAGUGCAGUGAUGGAAAAUUGGAGUGUAUCAGUGGGUACCAAAAGCAUGGGAACUUGUGUGUAGAAGAUGGAGAUAUCAAUGAAUCAGCUCAAAAAAUUGUGGAGACAGUGGAGCGUCACCUAUGUAGAGAAUAUGCUCAAUUUUUGUGCUCUGGAGCUGGAUCAGUUUGGGUUCGUGAUGAUGAGUUGUGGAAUAAUUUUGUGUCAGUGGGAAAUGUCAAAGAGGGCAAUGCACUUUAUAGUUAUACAAAACAAAGGGCAUUUGAUACAAUGGAUAAAUUAUUGGAGAUGAGAUUAAGCUCUCAGGGAAUGAAGGAAUUCAAGUGUCCGGAUUUGCUUGCAGAGCAUUACAAGCCAUAUGCCUGCCGCAUUCGCCAGUGGAUCACUCAGCAUAUUCUUGUUGUUUUGCCAAUUUGUGCAAUGCUUGUAGGAUGCAUAAUUUUGUUCUGGAAUAUUCGUCGAAAACUACGCGUGUCGAGACGAGUUGAGGAGCUUUAUAGCAAGGUCUGCGAAGUUCUUGAAGAGAAUGCAUUGACAUCAAAAAGUGUAAAUGGUGAGUGUGAACCCUGGGUUGUUGCUUCUCGGUUACGCGAUCACCUGCUUUUACCAAGAGAAAGGAAGGACCCUUUAUUAUGGAAAAAGGUAGAAGAAUUGGUUCAAGAAGAUUCUCGUGUAGACCGCUAUCCAAAGUUGGUGAAGGGUGAAUCAAAAGUGGUAUGGGAAUGGCAAGUUGAAGGUUCUCUGAGCGCCUCAAAGAUAUUGACUAAAAGAGGUGCAAACAAAACUAAGGUCAAUGGAAACAUAGACCUGAAUUAUCAACAACGUCCUACAGUGAAAGCAGAACUCAUGGAACCACAUUUUUGAUACAGAAACUUCUUUGAAUAGUGAUCCUUAUAAAUUAUGAUGGUGGCUGAAGCUUAGUCUAAUGAUGUUUGUGUAAAAAAGGUCGGGUGAGAAUGUAGAAUAUGUAUUGUAUACAUUUGCAGUUGCACGGAGCAAUCGUGGGAGUGUGACCUGCAUUUGAUCAAUCAUCAGUGUAAAAAAAUGUAGAUUCAUAGGGAGAAACAUCACGUCCUUGAAACUUUUUAUGUUCUAGGACCGUGGAUCUUGAAUGACAGUAAACAAACUGGUUAUGUAAUAUGAGACUCCAUUCAAGUCACAUAUAUAUUAAGUGUGCAACAGAUUUAAAAUUA
This is a messenger RNA of Vicia villosa (hairy vetch), 1568 nucleotides long. RefSeq lists its product as uncharacterized. Bases 154 to 1239 code for a protein of 361 amino acids. Lineage: Eukaryota; Viridiplantae; Streptophyta; Magnoliopsida; Fabales; Fabaceae. Gene Ontology annotation, molecular function: chromatin binding. Gene Ontology annotation, cellular component: nuclear inner membrane. The record is from RefSeq and is a predicted model, not a curated record. The transcript is spliced from 11 exons.